This is a messenger RNA of Paramecium octaurelia, 1619 nucleotides long. The record is from the annotation of a GenBank genome assembly. NCBI's taxonomy places the organism in Eukaryota, Ciliophora, Oligohymenophorea, Peniculida, Parameciidae.
AUGCUUUAUAUAUUAGCCUUAAUGUAGUUGUUUUUUUUAGCAAUUACUUAGGAUCCUGUCGAUAAAUUGUUUGAGUUUCAGUAACUCAUGAAACAAAAAACUAAAGUUCCAAGUAAACGUUUUUGAAUAUUGCUUAGAAUAAACUAUUGUUGAAUAUGAUAGUUCAGAUAUAUUUAGUGAAGGCUAUAUCACAGUAAGUGAAUAAUCAGAAGAUGAUGAAUAUUAACAAUAUGAUGAGGUUUCACAAUACGAUGAGGUGGAUGAAUCUGAUGAUUAAUCAGACAAUGAUGAGGAGAUGAUUAUUUAAUAAUAAAAGGAAUAAGAGAAGAUUGAAUAACUGAAAAUAGAGUAACAGAGGGCUGAAUAAUAAAGAUUAGAAUAAUUGAAAUUGGAAUAAUAAAGGUAAGAAUAGUUGAGAUUAGAAUAAUAAUUUAUGGAGUAACAGAGAUUAGAAAAGUUGAAGCUUGAAUAACAAUAACAAUUAUAAAUGUUAGAUAAUGAAAAGAAAAGAAAGUAAAUAAUUGAAAUCCCCGAUGAUUGGAAUGAUGCUGAUGAUUAGAUGAUAUAGGUCCCUAAACAAUAAAAGAAGAAAAAACAAAAGAAAUAAGAUUUAGAAGAUGAAGAAUUAUUAGAAGUUUUAAAUUCUACUAAAAAGACAAAGGUUCAAUCUCUUGGAGAUUUGGAAGAGAUGGAAAAAAAAAUAAUAAAAAAGAAAAAAAGGAGAGAGCCAGUCCCAGAGGAAGAAUUUGUUUAGAAGGUACCAGCUUAAAACUAAACCUUCAUUCAUUUUAAUAAUAAAAAUAAUUAUUUAGAAUUAGCCCCUUGUAGCAAUAACCCUAUUUAAUAAAGAGCAUGUAGCUUAUGUAAAAGCGAGGUUGGAUACCAAUUAGACGAUGAUAAUUGGUAUAUGAUUGGUUUAUAACAUGGCUACAAGAAGGAGUUUCUUUUAUUGAUUGAAAUUACUAAACAAUCCUUUGGAGAUAGCCAGCUGUAUUUGAGUUUCUCAUCCAAUGGAUCUGCAUGUAUGACAAGCGAAACUCUCAAAUAAGAUAUAGAUGUUGAAAAUGUAUUAUAAAGGUUUUCAGGUAAAUCAUGGAGACACUUUAUUAAAAAUGAAUUGUUUGCUCUUCCGUAAAAGUUGGAAGGCAGAAGUUUUCAAUUCAAAGCAAUAUAUUAAAACAAGCAAUUUACAUUUUCAGAUUUUGAAAUUAAAUUUGCAUCCAAUCUAGUUUAAGAAUUAAAGUCUUUGUCUAAAUAAGAGGUUUCUAUUAGAACCAACACAGUUGAAUUCAUUGGAGAAUCAGUAAACAAUAUUAUUAAUUAAAUAGUUAUAAUGCACAUUAACAGGAUUGAUGAAAUAACAAAAUGAUGAGUUGCCAUUCUCUUUGAAAUUUAAGAAUGGUGAGAGUAUAUCAGAACUUCUAAUCCCAAAUUGUUAGAUUCCAUUACACAAUGAAAUAUUGUAUGGAGUUUCAGAUUUGUAUUUCGGAGAGUACUUUAAGGAGACUUUGCAAUAGAAAUUGAAAGGAAACUUUAGAGGAGACUUUAAUGCCACGACUUCAUUUGAGAAUGGAAAAUUGAAAGUGAGAUUGGCAAUGAAGAAAUUUAAUAAAUGAUUA